Cydia splendana is the source of this 1602-nucleotide messenger RNA. RefSeq lists its product as uncharacterized. The record is from RefSeq and is a predicted model, not a curated record. NCBI's taxonomy places the organism in Eukaryota, Metazoa, Arthropoda, Insecta, Lepidoptera, Tortricidae. Bases 1 to 1602 code for a protein of 533 amino acids. The transcript has 7 exons.
AUGCGUGGAUUCACUGCACAAAAACGGGAUAAAAAGCUGAAAGGUGGAUUGGUGGAUACCGCCUCGGAGGUGGCAUUAGGCCCCAUUUCACCUGACUGGCGCUCCUCUGGCGCGCUCGCCGGAGGCUCCUCUGACGGAUUCUGGCACUCAUCUGUCUCCUCGCUGACAUCAUUGUGGGAAGGACUAGACCUACCGUUCGAAGUCGAAGAGGCCACCCUACGGCAGCGGCUACCACCACCGCAACCGCCGCCGCCCCCGCCGCCGCCGCCGCCGCCGCUGCCGCCACCGCCGCCGCCGCCGCUGCCGCCACCGCCGCCGCCGCCGCUGCCGCCACCGCCGCCGCAGCCGCUGUCGCCACCACCGCCGCCGCCGCCGCCGCCGCUGCCGCCACCGCCGCCGCAGCCGCUGUCGCCACCACCGCCGCCGCCGCCGCUCCCGCACCCGUCUGCCGCGUCCACCCCAGUGUCUCCCGACGUUGUAGAGGCCACCCUACGGCGGCGGCUACCACCACCGCCACCGCCGCUGCCGCUGCCACCGCCGCCGCAACCGCCACCGCCGCCGCCGCCGCCGCCACCGCCGCCGCCGCCGCCGCCGCCGCCACCGCCACCGCCGCCGACGCCGCAGCCGCUGCCGCCACCGCAGCCGCCGCCGCUGCCGCCACCACCGCCGCCGCCGCUCCCGCGCCUGCCGCCGCCGCCGCUCCCGCACCCGUCUGCCGCGUUCGCCCCUGUGUCUCCCGACGUUGUAGAGGCCACCCUACGGCGGCGGCUACCACCACCGCCACCGCCGCUGCCGCUGCCACCGCCGCCGCAACCACCACCGCCGCCGCCGCCGCCGCCACCGCCGCCGCCGCCGCCGCCACCGCCGCCGCCACCGCCGCCGCCGCCCCGCCGCCGCUGCCGCCACCACCGCCGCCGCCGCUCCCGUUUUUUUGUUGUUGUAGAGGCCACCCUACGGCAGCGGCAACCGCCGCCGCCCCCGCCGCCGCCGCCGCCGCCGCCGCCGCUGCCGCCACCGCCGCCGCCGCCGCUGCCGCCACCGCCGCCGCCGCCGCUGCCGCCACCGCCGCCGCCGCCGCUGCCGCCACCGCCGCCGCAGCCGCUGUCGCCACCACCGCCGCCGCCGCCGCCGCCGCUGCCGCCACCGCCGCCGCAGCCGCUGUCGCCACCACCGCCGCCGCCGCCGCUCCCGCACCCGUCUGCCGCGUCCACCCCAGUGUCUCCCGACGUUGUAGAGGCCACCCUACGGCGGCGGCUACCACCACCGCCACCGCCGCUGCCGCUGCCACCGCCGCCGCAACCGCCACCGCCGCCGCCGCCGCCGCCACCGCCGCCGCCGCCGCCGCCGCCACCGCCGCCGCCGCCGCCGCCGCCGCCGCCACCGCCACCGCCGCCGACGCCGCAGCCGCUGCCGCCACCGCAGCCGCCGCCGCUGCCGCCACCACCGCCGCCGCCGCUCCCGCGCCUGCCGCCGCCGCCGCUCCCGCACCCGUCUGCCGCGUUCGCCCCAUGCACAAAUGAUACCACAGUUUGGCCAGUGCUGUUCAUGUCGAUAUUUUCAAAAAAGUUUGAAUUAGAGAAUAUCGCGAGAAUUCACCGGUAG